Messenger RNA from Apis cerana (Asiatic honeybee), 2856 nucleotides. RefSeq names its product serine/threonine-protein kinase 16. Gene Ontology annotation, molecular function: ATP binding; protein serine/threonine kinase activity. Gene Ontology annotation, biological process: protein phosphorylation. The record is from RefSeq and is a predicted model, not a curated record. Lineage: Eukaryota; Metazoa; Arthropoda; Insecta; Hymenoptera; Apidae. Gene Ontology annotation, cellular component: Golgi apparatus; cytoplasm.
AACUGCAGACUAGUCUCAAUGGUAACGCAUAUGACGUGUAUCAAGAUUCAAGAUGUUUGUGGAUAAAUAAAAAAAUGUCAAGUGGAUUAUUAUAUUUUUUUUAUUAUGCUUAAUUAAAAAUGAAUAGUCUUGGUUUAAGCUUAAUUCUAAAAAUGGGCUGCAUAUGCUCCAAGGAAACAAUUACAGUAAAUUCAAGAAAUUAUACAGUUCGUGAACAUCUUGGAGAAGGUGGAUUUAGCAUUGUCCUUCUAGUGGAAGAUACAAUAACUCAUAAAAAAUAUGCUAUUAAAAAGAUCAUUUGUCAUGGAUUAGAAGAUCAGAGAUUAGCAGCAAAAGAAAUAGAAUAUUAUAAUCUUGUAAAACAUCCAAAUGUUAUAGAAUGUAUUGAUUCUACAUAUAAAGGAACAGUAGAUCCUAUUAUUAAUGCAACUAGUGAAGUAUUAAUUAUUUUACCAUAUUAUCAUAGAGGUACACUUGCAAAUGAAUUAGAGAGACGUGCUAAAAAUAAGAAUCACAUGGGUGCCCUAGAUAUUUUAAAUAUUUUUUUACAAAUAUGUGAAGGUGUAAAAGCAUUUCAUGAAGCUAAACCAGAACCUCUUGCUCAUAGAGAUUUAAAGACUGCAAAUAUACUUCUUGAUGAUGGAAGUACACCCAUUAUAAUGGAUUUAGGUUCUGUAGCACCAGCUAGAAUUAAAAUAUGUGGUUCACAAGCAGCACAAACUUUACAGGAUUUAGCAGCUGAAAGAUGUUCAAUGCCAUAUAGAGCACCAGAAUUAUUUAAUGUUGAAAGUUAUUGUAUGGUAGAUGAACGGACAGAUAUUUGGUCUUUAGGAUGUAUUCUUUAUGCACUAUGCUAUUUUAAAUCACCAUUUGAUACAGUAUAUGAAAGAGGAGACAGUGUUGCUUUAGCUGUAAUAAGUGCAAAUAUUAUUUUUCCAGAAGAUGCUCCAUAUACUGAGGAUAUACAAAAUUUGAUUUUAUUGAUGUUAAAAGUAAAUCCUAUGGAACGUCCUUAUAUAUACAGUGUUAUAGAAAAGGUACAUGAUAUUAUUUCAAAGUUAGAAAACAAAGUAUGAUUAUAUAAGAAACAAUAUUUUCAAUAUUUAUUUAAAAAUAUAUGUACAGAUAAUUUUAUAUAUUAUUAUAUAUAUUAUAUAUAUAAUAAUGCAAAAUGUUUAUAAUCUUUAAAAAAUGCAAUAAUAUAUAAAAUAAUAAUAACAAAAUGAAAAUUUUAAAUAAAACAAGUGCAAAUAUUGCAUUACUUCAAUAUAUCAUUUUGUUUGUUUUAUAUUUAAAAAGAAAAAUAAGAAAUUUAUAAAAUAGAAAGUAAAAAUUUUUAAAAUAUAAGGUUUAUAUAUGUUUAUAUACAUUUUAAAUAUGUAAAUACUAUAAUUUUUAAAAAAAUAAUAAUUGUAUCUAUAUUACUAUCAAUAUCUGAACAAGCUUUGUUAUUUUUAUUUAAAAUUAAUAUUAAUGAUAGUGUUUUAAUAAAAUUAGUUUUGAUUAGUUAAUCCCAAAUUUUUUGAUAAAUAAUUUCGAUUAUCUAAUUAUAUUGAAUAUUUUCAUUUUUCCUGAAUUAUAUGAAAUAAUAUGUUAUAUAUAUUUUAUAUAAAAUAAUAUGUAACAAUUUUUUUUGCAAAAACUUUCAUUACUUUAUUAAAUAAUUUGUUAAGGAAUAUACGAAAAAUACUAAUUAUAAAACUUGUAAAUUAAUUAAGCUACAACAGUAGUAUUAAAUACAUACUACCAAUUAAAUAUGAAUAAAUCCAAGCAAUAUCUUCAAAAAAAAUCCUGAAUAUACAAAUAUUUUUUUAUUGAAAAAAAAUUAUAUUGAAUUACUUCUUUUUUAAGAAUAAAUGAAUAAAUUAAUUAUUUAUUAUUUAUAUAAAAUUCUAUUUCUGUAUCAUCCUCAUGUUUUGUAAACUUUAUUUUUUUCUCCAUUUCCUUUAUCAUUCUCAUUCUGUCUCUUCUUUAUCAAUCUUAUGAUUUUCCUUUCUUUUAUCAUUUUGUUUUCCCUUUUAUUAUUUUUUACUAUUCUUUUGUUUUUAUCCUUCCACUUUCUUUAUUAUUCUUAUCCUCUAUUCUUUCUUAUUAUAUUCCUUUAUUAUCUUCAUGCUCGUUUCUUUAUUAUUUUCCUUAUCAUUCUCCAUUUUUUUUUGUCUUUUCUUUUUCCUUUUCAAAUCUGUUUACUUCUUUUAUCAAUUUUUCCUCCUUUUAUCAAUUUCUUCUUACAUCCUCUUAUUAAUUUCUCCAUCUCCCUUCUUUCAAUCUCAAUUCUUUCUUCUUUUAUCGAUUCUUUUUCCUCCCAUUCUUUAUUAAUUCUUUGUUCCUUUUUCUAUUUUUUUCAAUUCUGCCUCCUUCUCUAAUAAUUAGGAAAAAGUUAAAUAAAGAAAUGAUAAGACAGAUGAAAAUAAAAGAAGUGCAAAGAAAAAUCAUAAAAAAAGGGAUGAAAAUCUCUACUUCAACAAAGAAAGGAUUCUAUAUGAAUAACAAUUAAUUAGUUUAUUCAUUGUUCCUCAAUAAUUUAAUAUAAUUUUUUUUUCGAUAUAAAAAAAUAUUUGUUAUAUUCAAUAAAUUUUUUUUGAAUAUGUUGCUUGGAUUUGUUCCUAUUCAAUUAACGAUACGUAUCUAAUUAUCAUCGCAAUUUGACUAAUCUAUGUGCUUCACAAUUGGCUAUUGGCUAUUAAUUUUUGUUAAUAAUUCCUUAAUAAAGUUAUAAUAAAAGUUCUUGUAAAGAAAAAUGUUUCUUGAAAUUAUUUUAGAAAAUUUCCAAUUAAUCGAUGUUGCCAUAUUUUUGUAAUAUUAUCUAUAUAUAUGAUAAUCAUAUUAAAUAAUAAAUUCCUAAAUUAAAUAAUA